Molecule: messenger RNA, 2292 nt
Organism: Benincasa hispida (wax gourd)
Lineage: Eukaryota; Viridiplantae; Streptophyta; Magnoliopsida; Cucurbitales; Cucurbitaceae
Product: CASP-like protein 5B2
Cellular component (GO): membrane
Source: RefSeq, a predicted model, not a curated record
AGUUGCAUCGAAAUCUUUCUUCUUGCAGCAGCCGCACGCCAUUCUUCUUCUUCUAGGGCUUCAAUACAUGGAAAAAUGGUUUUAGGUUUAGCUGAUGGGCUGUGAUCUUCUUCUCCGUUUCCUUCUCCAUUUCCGAUUGCCGAUCACAAUCGAAGUCUCAGAGAUAUAAUCGCACAGAUAGCUACGUUUCGUCGCUAUCGCCGCAGCUUUCAGGACUGGUCGAUUCUGCUCUACACAGAGAUGGGGGCAUAGAAGUAAUUUCUCACGGAGAAUAACAAAUAAAUGGAAGAAGAAAAAGCACCGAUACGGUAUUUUGUAAACAAAAGGAUCGACCGAAAGCUUCUUUCGCUUUCCAUCAGGACCGCUUUUGUCGAAAACCCCUCUAGAAAGAAGAAAUUUUGCUCAAACAACAACCCGUGAACGUGAGUGGAGAUAAACCUUCACAUCGGUUCACCGGACGUGAUAUCGCUACCAAUAAGGUUGCGCCACGUCCUUAAGGUUCGUUAACGAAAAGGAAAAAGGGUGACAGCUUAGCUUAGCUUAGAGUCAAUGGAAAAGAACAUUCCUCAUCGGGAGUCAAAGAUCUCGCAAUUCCACCAUCCCAAUUUUCUUCUUUUCUAAUUCUUUCCAACAAACCCAUUUCUGGGUUUCACUUUUCAGAUUCAACUCUCGGCUGAACUGCUGAGUGCUAAGCCAUUGAAGCAAGUCAUCGUUCUUAAUCUUCUCUUGUUUAGGAGGUUUAGAAGCUCCCGAUUUAGAAGGAGAGCUGAGAUGUUUGGGAGUCCUGGAAGAAUGAGCGGGCUGGCACUCAGAUGUGCGCAAUGGCUCUUCGCUGCUGCGUCGAUUGGGUUUAUGAUCACUGCUCCUGGCUUCUUCAACUCCACUGCCUUCUGUUACUUAAUUGCUUCCAUGGGGCUUCAAAUUCUUUGGAGCUUUGGACUAGCAUGCCUUGAUUUGCAUGCUUUGCGUAUGAAGAAAAGCCUGCGGAAUUCAGUUCUAUUGUGUCUAUUUGCAAUUGGAGAUUGGGUCGUAGCAACGCUUUCACUUGCAGCUGCAUCGUCGUCUGCUGGUGUGGCCAUACUGUACUCAAGGGACUUGGACUACUGCAGAUUACCUCCUCAUAUUCCUUGUAGCAAGAUCGAAAUAUCUGUGGCUUUUGCUUUUAUCUCAUGGUUCCUACUUGCUAUAUCAUCUCUGGUAACAUUUUGGCUAUUGGGCACAGUAUAAUAGAGCAUCACAGGCCCCCAUUUUCUCUGAGGCUUUCUCCUUAAACGUUAAUGAGGCUUGAAAUCUCUUCUGUUUUUUGAUAUAGUAGUCUCCUUAACCUUCUCUUUUGUAAAUUGAUGAUAUAUUUGCACCAGAGUCGUGCCCUUUUGUCCAUUUUCAGAUGAUAUUAGGUUUGCAUAUUUCUAUUGGAGCAUACCACCUUUUAUGGGAUUUUUGUACAGAUGGCUUUCUUUGAGGCCCGUGAAAUUACCAAAACAACAAAAAUACACACGGCAAAGAUCUCUCUUUCCCGCUUCUCGAUUCUUCCUCCAUCACCUCAAUUUGCAUCUUCUAUGGUUAGAAAUGUUUUCACUGCUCGAUACUUGUUCUUGCUUGCAGAAGUAGAAUCAAAAGAGGAAGAAGUUUGGAUUUCUUUUAAACAAAAAAUGGUCCUGAGAAUCUCGAGCACAAAUCAAGAAAUGAAGGCCAUCUACGUUGAUUUCUCACCUUUUAUCUUCAAUUUUUCCAUCAAUUUAAUGGUUAUGUGGGUACAUACUUAUUUUAUACCUAUUUAUCCAUAGGACUGCUGUCUUACAAAGCAAACAUUCCAUAACGGUUGUGUAAAUAUCAGGAAUAUGAAAUAUUUGAAAAAAAAAUAACAAAAUAAUUAAAAUACAACAAAUGGAGAUAGGGAGAUUUGAACCUCCUAUUAUUUCAAGGAACAGCUGAAAGUUGUUAUUAGCUGAUGCAGUAUGCUAUAUAGUUAUGCGAAAGGUUAGAAUCUGUCUUUCUUAAUAUCAAGUAUCAACCACUGGGUAACUCCUACUUCAAGCAACUGACGCCUGACGAUUAUCAAGAAGCUGAAGCAAAUCAUUUUUCUUUGGAGAAGAAAAAAAAGAAAAAAAAGAAAAAAAGAAACUGAAAAUUUAUCAAUAAAUUAUUUCCCCUAUAUACACAAAAAUAUUACAUUGUAUGACCAUGACAAGAAACGUCCUUUGAUAAAGGAAAUUGACCCUUCACUCACAGAACUUGAACUAGCAGACACUGACAUUACGCUGCGCCCAUGAAGAAGAAGGAAAGAAAAAA